Molecule: messenger RNA, 2349 nt
Organism: Penicillium brevicompactum
Lineage: Eukaryota; Fungi; Ascomycota; Eurotiomycetes; Eurotiales; Aspergillaceae
Product: putative protein kinase
Exons: 1
Coding region: 1-2349 (782 amino acids)
Biological process (GO): protein phosphorylation
Molecular function (GO): protein kinase activity; ATP binding
Source: RefSeq, a predicted model, not a curated record
AUGUCCAUGUUCCGCUCGGCAGCCGACCUGUCCUCGAGCUCUGAUUCUGAGUCUCAAUCGGACUCUGAAGGGAAGCAGAUUCAACACUCAGGCUCUUCUACUCCACGCUACUUGGCUCAAAGCCAGUCCCACAGCCCACACAAAGGCAAGAGCAGCCAACCCCCGAGGGAGUCAGAAUCCACAGACCCAGAUUCUUCAGUAUCCUUCGACGAUGGCCACAGGUUACCCCAAGAGAUGGUUGACCUGAACGUCGACCAGCACGCGAAUGUGAUGACAGCUGCCCUUUUGGAAUUUUACUGUCAAAGUCGAGCCGCAGAUAUUCUCAAUGCCCAACGUGGCUCAAGCAAAAAGUUUAGCCGACAAAGUCCAGAGGCUCAAUACCUUGGUAAGAAGCUAUACAAAUUCAAGUCUCAAUUCCUGUCAUCACAUGGCAUCCUGGCCGAUGGCAUUGACAGAGAGGACAUGGGUCCAAGCAGACAGACCUACCGUGAUAAUCUUGAUUUGCUUGGAUUAUCUGCCCUUGAAGAAAUGAACAUCCAUGACCCCAAUGUCCGGUCUCCUACAAUUGGACCGGGGGAAGAAGAGUUUGCUCUGACCGCAAAGUCAUCAAUCAAACGGCCCGACUUUGUAAACUCCGAGGCUCCGGCUUUGGUCCGGCGCAGAACCGAACCGAACUAUGCAUUUGACAACAAAUUGCAUCCUGGCCGAAAGGUCGAAUUCUUGCCUCCCAUUCCUGACAUUCCAAGAAACCUCUCUCAUCCUUCAAUUCCUUUCUUUGGCAGUUCACCUGUUGGUGUCCCGCUUAUUCACCCCACAACCACGCCGACGAGCACCGAAUCGAGAUAUUCCAGCGAUUUCGAUGAGCUCAAGAUUCUGGGACGUGGAUCUUUUGGCGAAGUGUACCACGUCACAAACCUUUUCGAUGGCCAAGACUAUGCCGUCAAGAAAAUCCCACUCAGUCAAAGACGGCUUGAGCAGCUGCAAUUCGGGGGUCAGAAUCAACUGGAGGUCAUCAUGAAGGAGAUUCGAACCCUUGCUCGCCUUGAUCACGCGAACAUCGUUCGGUAUUUCGGAGCAUGGGCCGAGCAAGCGCAUCAUGCAUACCCGCAGCCAGCCGAAUAUCACCCAGCUCACGAAACCUUCGAGUCGUCACGGGAAGAUUUACCCCUGCCAGAAUCACCAAAUGAGCCAAGCUUGGGGAUCGUGUUUGAACAUUCUGAAACCUCGAAUGCAGAAUCUCAGCCCAGUUCUCUAACCGAGGACCAUAGUUUCUCUGAGAGCAUUCGACGUUGGGAUAGUCACGCUACCAGCUCGUCUCGCCAAUCAAAGAAGAGCUCACGAAGAGGGUGGGAGGACGAGGACGAAGACAUCGAGUCUAUCCCCCGCAAUUUUGACAACACUUCAUAUGGCCAGACAUCGACGUUUGGAGAAACUGACGACAUUUUCACCGACGGCCUGAGUCAGGAUCAAUCAAAACUUCAAAUCCAAACACGUUGCAGACCUGGCCAUCAACCACCAGCCGUCAUUCUCCACAUUCAAAUGUCACUCCAUCCCAUAUCACUUGGAUCUUACCUCAAUCCUCAGGGUCUUUCCAAAAACGACGAGGACUCGAUUGCCAGGCGCCAUUGCUUCCACCUAAUACCCUCAUUGAAGCUUUUGUUAGAGGUUAUCUCUGGUGUUGAGUAUGUUCACGCCAAAGGUAUUGUGCACCGGGACCUGAAACCAGCCAACAUAUUUUUGUCGGCCCCGGAAAGUACCACACCAGACAUCUGUGUCGCCUGCAGCUCAAGCGAGGCUUCUCCAAUCCAAUUCUGCUCUCCCCGGAUCGGUGACUUUGGUCUCGUGGCGGACAUCUCCAACGUCAAUGAAGCAACUUCAGGAACUGUCACACCUUACAGAGAAAGUCCGAAUAUCCAGCGGGUGGUUGGGACUGAAUUCUAUCGCCCUCCAGCCUCUGUAUCCUCAAUUCCAAGCGACCCAGAAUCGCCGGUGGACUGUGUUGAUGUUUACAAGAUUGAUGAGAAGUUGGAUGUUUAUGCGCUCGGUGUUAUUUUGUUCGAGACAAUAUACCGCUUGAACACCAAGAUGGAAAGGCAAUUCGUCUUGCGAGACUUGACUCGUGGGUCAAGCCAAGACUCCUCCGAGCACACCACCUUCCCAGCCGACUUUGCUGCCAAGAUCGACCAUGGUUCGAUGACUCUGGAUGAUGGCGUCACAGUCGCGGAAUCUCUGAUGAAAUGUAUCAAGGGUAUGCUGGAACCACGAUCGCAAGAUCGUUGGAGCUGCCAGGACGUCAAGGAACAUCUGCGGGCGCUCAAGAAGGCAGUUCGUAGAUUUGAAGCAUCGUGA